Epinephelus moara (kelp grouper) is the source of this 12655-nucleotide messenger RNA. RefSeq names its product solute carrier organic anion transporter family member 5A1-like. The record is from RefSeq and is a predicted model, not a curated record. The coding region runs from base 654 to 3323 and encodes 889 amino acids. Gene Ontology annotation, cellular component: membrane. Gene Ontology annotation, biological process: transmembrane transport; sodium-independent organic anion transport. NCBI's taxonomy places the organism in Eukaryota, Metazoa, Chordata, Actinopteri, Perciformes, Serranidae. The transcript is spliced from 10 exons. Gene Ontology annotation, molecular function: protein binding.
AGUUGCCAUGCAUAAAUCACAGGGGGGGGGGUUACCUCAGCAUCCCCUGCAGUGACACACGUUAUGCUUUUAAUUCGGAGUGUUUCCGGUGUUCUGUGAGAAGAUGUCUGGAGCUGAGAUUUUUAACAUGAACGUGUUUUUUUGUAUGAAUGUAAGCGCCUGUCCUCUCGGAGCUUGUGGUGUAACUCGGACAUGAAGGUUUAAAGGUGCGUGUCGUCGCCUCGGAGUGUCAGGGGUGUCAGGGAUGCGGCGCAUGCUCUGCAAGUUCAUUUCAUCCCUGCCUGCCACGGAGCAGCAGCGUCCUGCUGAGAGAAGCCAUCAAGUGGAAAUGUUGUGCAUCUGCAGGGAGCCCUGGCCCCGGAGCUCCGCCGGGCAAGCUGAGGAGGCCUGAGCGGUCUCCACCUCCGGAUUAGAUGGUGGCAGAAAGCAAGUGUGCAUGAGAAGAUAAACAGAGGCUGUCCAGCCUGCGCCGCUGAUAAGCAGGAGCUGUGAGUCCACUCUCCCUUUGGUUGACAUUGUUGCUUUUUUGGGCCUCUUUGUGUGCCAGACUGUGUUUGUGGGAGUAGAUGUACCUAUUAAUAAUACAUUUAAUGGGCAGCAGCCCCUGAACUGUUGAUGUAGGCUUGGAACUGGGGCGGGUUUGACUGGGAAUAAUGGCUGACCACGAGGAAGCGGAGUUGUCGGAGUCCCUUCAGAAGGAGGACGGGUUUUCCAGUGAGCUGGAGGAGCCAGGUACAGACUUCAAAUCUAAAAGUUUGCCUAUUUUAAAUGAAGAAGCGCCCCAAGAGGAAACCUUACUGGCUGGUUCUGUGUCCAUAACGGCGGAGGAGAGCGCAGAAUUUAUCCAGCUCCCGGCCAAGACUGAGUCCUUUCAGGCCGAGUCCCCGACAAGAACAAACUACCUGCCCAAGCCGGGGAAGUCGGCGCUGAACAGGCCGAGCUCGUACAUGGAGAACACGGAGAUCCGUAGGAGUAAAAACAUGGCGAGAAGGAAGCCCCCGGGGUUUUUUGCUUCCAGGCUGACUCGGAUUCAUCUGCCCAGUCGGAAGUACCUGAGCGUUAUUUUACAGGACUCCCGCUGCUUCCUGUUCUGCAUGUGCUACCUGACGUUCAUCCAGUCGCUCAUGGUGUCGGGCUACCUCAGCAGUGUCAUCACCACCAUCGAGAAGAGGUACAGCCUGAGGAGCUCAGAAUCAGGCCUCCUCGUCAGCUGUUUCGACAUAGGGAGCCUCCUGGUGGUCGUCUUCAUCAGCUACUUUGGUGGGCGGGGCCAGAGGCCUCGCUGGCUGGCGGUAGGCGGGGUCUUCAUCGCUGUGGGCGCCGCCCUCUUCUCCUUACCUCACUUCAUCUCCCCGGCCUACCAGAUCCAGGAGGUCAACUCGUCCUCCGCCAACGAGGGCCUGUGCAUGAACAGCAAUGCCAGCGGCAGGGACCGUGUCGACAUCACUUCCUGUCCCAGAGACCAGGAGGGCAACGAGCACAACCUGUACGUGGCGCUGUUCGUUAUCGCUCAGAUCCUGGUGGGCAUGGGGUCCACACCCAUCUACACGCUGGGACCCACCUACCUGGAUGACAACGUCAAGAAGGAGAACGCUUCGCUGUAUCUAGCCAUCAUGUACGUGAUGGGAGCACUGGGUCCAGCCGCUGGUUACCUGCUGGGGGGAGUCCUCAUCGGCUUUUACGUGGACCCCAAGACUGUCGUCAACAUCGAUCAAAGCGACCCCCGCUUCAUCGGCAACUGGUGGAGCGGGUUCCUACUGUGUGCCGUGGCCAUGCUGCUGGUCAUCUUCCCCAUGUUCACCUUCCCCAAGAAGCUGCCGCCCCGACACAAGAAGAAGAAGAGGAGGAAAAAGCUCAGCCUGGACGACCUGUCCAGCGACGACGACGUCCUCAAGGAGAAGAGCAACAACAACAAGAGCCAGGCGGUCACCUCGUCCAUGGGCUUCGGCAAGGACAUCAAAGACCUGCCCAAAGCGGCAGUGAGGAUUCUCAGCAACGUGACCUUCUUGUUCGUCAGCCUCUCCUACACAGCAGAAAGCGCCAUCGUCACCGCUUUCAUCACCUUCAUCCCCAAAUUCAUUGAGUCGCAGUUUGGCAUCCCGGCCUCCAGCGCCAGCAUCUAUACUGGUGUGAUUAUUGUGCCCAGUGCCGGUGUGGGCAUCGUGCUGGGUGGCUACAUCAUUAAGAAGCUGAAGCUGGGAGCUCGUGAGUCGGCCAAGCUGGCUAUGAUCUGCAGCGGAGUCUCCCUGCUCUGCUUCUCCACACUGUUCAUUGUGGGCUGCGAGAGCAUCAAUCUGGGAGGAAUCAACAUCCCCUACACCACCGGACCAACUCUCACCAUGACCCAGAGGAACCUGACAGGGGGUUGUAAUGUGAACUGCGGCUGUAAAAUCCACGAGUACGCUCCAGUUUGCGGCUCAGAUGGCAUCACCUACUUUAACCCCUGCCUAGCCGGCUGCAGCAGCGUGGCCAACGACAGCACCGGGAUCCGUAACUACUCAGAUUGCGCCUGCGUCCAGAGCAGGCAGGUCAUCACGCCGUCAUCCAGCGGUCAGGGCAGCAACCAGCUGCAGCUCGUCAUCGUCAAGACCUACCUGAAUGAGAAUGGCUACGCCGUGUCGGGGAAGUGCGACCGCACCUGCAGCACCCUCAUCCCCUUCCUCAUCUUCCUCUUCAUCGUCACGCUCAUCACUGCCUGCGCCCAGCCCUCCGCCAUUAUCGUCACGCUCAGGUCUGUAGCGGAGCAGGAGAGGCCGUUCGCUCUGGGAAUGCAGUUUGUUCUCCUCAGGACUCUCGCCUACAUCCCGACGCCCAUUUACUUCGGCGCCGUCAUCGACACCACCUGCAUGUUGUGGCAGCAGGAUUGUGGCGUCCACGGCUCCUGCUGGGAGUACGACGUCACCUCCCUGCGCUUCGUCUACUUCGGCCUGGCCGCCAGCCUCAAGUUCUUCGGCUUCCUCUUCAUCUUCCUCACCUGGUACUCCAUCAAGUACAAGGAGGAGCGAGUGGAGCGCUGGCUCAAGCGCCACCUGUCACCCGUCGACACCGUGGGCAGCCUUGUCUGCCACCCGGGCGGCCACAAGGGCCACGCCCGCACCCGCUCCUGCCCCGUCAACAUCCCUCGAACCGACCCCAACGGUCUGCCAGCUAAUGCACCACCACGUGCCGGCCCCCUCAACCGCGGCGUCAGCACCCAGAGUUGCCCCGGUAAUGAGCUUAAAGCAAUAACUCCUCCCCCUGCAGCCACGCCAUCACCUGCAGUGCCCCCUGCCCCCGCCCCCGCCCAGGCCCAUUCGCUGGAACAUGUUUCAGUCCGAGUCUGAGUUUCGGGAAAGGGGGGGGGGUGUGACAAGGCAGGUCCCACCCACUCUGACGUUUUAUUCUAAAAUCCAGCUGAGUGGAUUUUAGCCGCUGUCGAAGGCACCAAUCAUCAGGUCCUGCUCUCAUCUCAUAACUCCGGCUGGUAAAAACUCAAAGUGGCUUUUACGUUUUGUCUGCACCACCAACCAUCAGCUGGAGGACCUGAUUCAUUCAGCAGCUCCAGACCUGUGGUCGAAUGAUGGAGAGUUGGACUAAUUUGGGGACCAACCAGCCUGGAGUCCCUCUGACAUGAAAAAUCUGCUUGGUCGGUGAAAACGUUGAAAGCAGCCGGGUGUUUUCUUUGUGAUCCAUCGGCCGGUGCAGGUGGACAAAAGCUUAGCUCCCCCACUUUGGAGGGAGGAGAGUUCAUCACUCAACCUAACCCCAACACCCCCCCUCACCUCGGCAAUAUGUGCCUUCUGUCACCACGGUCCUCACAUGUACAGUAUACGUGCAGACACACUGACACGGUGGACGUCCCUCAGACAGACUGUGGUCACCCUGUAGGAAUAAGAGUCACCUGAACAGAUACCUCAGCUUCGCCAAUCCUCCUGCUUCCCCCUCGCCUCACGUCUGCGUGCUUCUUCUUAUCUGCAUUAGUGUUUUUAUUUCCUUCACCGUCAUGUGUGGAUUUUUGUUUUUGCAUAUCAGCGCUCUCACGGAACAAGAAAAAAAAAAAACCUACAGAAAUGUGAUACACUGCAAUUAAGUGUUAAGAACUGGAAACCGAUGGCAUGGUGCUAUGUGAAAAACAGUGUUUAGUGUCCAUUUUUUUGUUCUUUUUGGUCAUUUUGUUUUUUAGGGUUAAAAACACUUGAAAAGAACCCAACUGGACAACUGGACAGGUCACUGGGCUAAGCAGCUUGGCGCACACAGAAUGCAUUCCUGUCCGAUGCAAGGCCUUUUGUUGCUCCCCUGACACAAUGACACGUAGUAUUACCGCUGGAAGUCGGAUUGUUUGGCUUGUGCCAGCUCCAUACAAUGCAUCCAUACAUCCGAGCUGUUUCCCUCCUGACUUGGCACCGUGAUAAGUGGUUUAACCUAAAAAGAACAGGAUCAGCAUUUUCCUCCUGACCACAUUCCUGGCUGGACGAGUCACCGGGGAUCCUCCACACGUCUGGAAGAAUACGGAAAAGAAAAAACAAUGCUUGGAGUUUUUAUGAGAUUGGACCGGGAAAGCGCUCUGGCACUCUUGACGUACUGUAUUUCUAUCAAUGAGAUGCAGCCAAUCAUUUACCCACAGUAACAUCAACAUUUGUACCGAACACGUAGGCAGACAAGUAGUCGACCAUCACGUAGAGGUCAUAGUGUAGUCAUCUAUUCCUCGUCAGCUCCGGAAAUGAAAGCUGCUGGUGAAUUCUGGGAUGUUACCCUGAGUGGAAAGUUAGUUUCUUGCUCUGCGUCCUGUUGGUUAAUUGUUAAACUGUAGUCCCAAUGAUUUAUGGGUAAUGAUGACUGAAAAUGAUUUGCAGUUUUCUUUGCCACGUAUCAGAUAACAGUUUGCAUACAUGCAGGUUAAAGUGUGGAAAGUAAGGUUUCCAGGGCGUGGAAAGUUUAAGAGUUUAGCAAAAUCACUGGAAAAGUACAGAAGAAGCUGCUGUUCACUGUUGAGCUGCAGCUGAUGAUUGUUUUCUGUACCUAUAAAUCUCCUGAUUAUUCUUUAAAAUUAAUCAAUUCUUAAAAGUAGUGGAAAAAUGCCCAUCACAGUUUCUCAGAGCCCAAUGUGACAUCUUCAAAUGUCUCAACCCAAAACCCCCAAAAUCCACAGAAAAGCAUCAAACACUCUCUCAUUUGAGUAGCGGCAACCUUUAAAUGUUGAGAUAAAUGACUCACAUGGAUUAAUCAGAACUGUUGAUUAAAUUUCUGUAUUAUUGAUAAUUGUUUUAGCACUAAAUCAGUCACCAGACAGGUUGUUUAACAGUUAUGGGCCAGUAGUUAAUGUGCAGAAUAAUGUUUGCUGCAGCCAUCAAGCAAUUUAUUACACUGUAAAAAAAAAAAUCGUCAACAGCACAAGUAGUUUGGGUCUAAUAUUGAGCUCUAAAAUCUUCUGUUUUCUCUCGAGCCCCUAAACUCCCAAAUGGUGAUUUUAUCUUUUGCGCACAAGUUAAUUAUCUUGUGGAAAGUUAGCCUUUAGUUCAGUCAGGACCACUUCAGUCAAAGAAAACUUUAUUUCCAUUUGCAGUAUCAUAUUUGGCGGUAUGGCUCUGUUCUGGGGCCCCUCUGUCUUUCCGAGGGCUACACAGAAAGCCUAAGGCAGAUAGAGCAAAUCUCCCUGCCCUUCCAUGUGCCUACGUGGAAAGCCCAAGGCAGGGAGAGCAGCAGCAAAGACAAACAGAAAUGACAUUGAUAAGUCAGACCUAACAUGAAAAGGAGGAGCUGGGGUGGAGGCAGGUUGUAAAGCGGCCUGUUCCACGUGCCUACGUUGAAAGCAUAAGGCUGAGAGAGAGAGCACACCUCUCUGCCCUUCCACGUGCAAAUGAGGAAAGCCUGAGGCAGAGAUGCAAACCUCCCCACCCUUCCAUGUGCCUACAUGGAAAGCCUAAGAUAGGGAGAGCAGCAGCAAAGACCCCCCAGGAACAGAACAGAGCAGCAUCAAUGACAAACAGAAAUGACAUUGAUAAGUCAGACACAUCAUGAAAAGGAGGAGCUGGGGUGGAGGCAGGUUGCAAAGUGGCUUGCAGAGGAAGCAGCAACAGUAGGCAGGCCAGAGCAGUUUAAAUAGGGCGCCCUGAAUGAGAAUCACCAAUUGGCUGUAUAGAAAGGAAUCAUGUGAUCUAUCAGCUGACUCCCUUCCAUCAAUCAGCUGCUCCAUCAGUUGAUUGGGCUGUUUGAGAUCAGCUGAUGUAGCUAACCUAACCUAACCCUCAAUCUUUAUAUGAAAAAAACGACCAAAAAACACCAGUAAAGUGGCGAGAACCUGAACUGAUGUAAAAUUAUAGCCCAGCCCACGGGGUUGGGUCCCAGGUGGAGGUUCAGGCCGUAUUGCGCUCAGGCAGAGAAUCAAAGUUCAGGUUCGCACAAGAUAUUAACUUGUGCACACAAGAAAAAAAAUGUCAGGCUAGAAAAUUGAUUGCAACCUUUAAAAUGUCAGUUAACUUUUAACAUAAUGAUCUCACCUCAAACUUAAUGUCUUGGCUGCUUUGGAGCUUUCUAUCACAUCAGACUAUCUUCAUCAGUAGGUGGAGUUUGACCAGUUGACAUCAAAAUCUGUAGAUGUUAAAAUUUAUUUUGUUCUCUUAACAAUUCUGGGACUUCUCUUCCAUCUGACGUUGGCUGAGGUUCAUUAUGACUUUGGAAACAGCAACUGACAAAACAGUCCCACCACAAGGUCCAUCCAGCGACUGUGUUUAGUCACAUCAUAUGAGGUUGUUUUGUCAGCUGCCGAUUCCAACGUCACAAAUGAGCUUUAAAACAUGUUUCAUUAGUUUUCGACAGAUGAGUGUCUCCAUUUGAAAAGAAAGCAGAAUAAGGCAUCAGGACGUUUGCUGAAACCACACCGGCAGAUUUUUUCACUUUUUGAAGUAAAUGAGACUCGGUAACAAACAAACCACCAUAAUCCUCUAAUCUCAUAGUAUUUCAAAGCCUCUCUGGCAUUCUAAAGAGAAAAAUGUUAAGAAAAAAGUAACUAUUUUUUAUUUUUCUGUAGUCAUGAUUUAUAAUACAUACAUAGAUUUUAUUUUUUGUUAGUUCAUAAAAUAAUUAAAGUUUGGGAUUUAGCUGUGUAUGGAAGAAAUUAAAUGCUGUAGUAAUUAGAAUUUUUACAAGCAGCUGAAUUGUAACAUUUAACCUCUAAACAUGUAAUGUUGAAAUAUAAAUGCCACUGAGAUUUUUUACUUUGAAAACCAUUUGUUUGAUUUUGAAAACAGAAUUUAUUUCAGAUCAAAUCAAACUAAUGGCAAUUUUUCACGCAAUUUUUUUCAUGUUGAACCUUGAUGUCCUGAUUUCCCCAAUCUCCAAUUCAAGCAACAUGAUUUUGACUGUAAUUGAACCAUAGUAAAUUAGCUUGAAUUUUUAGGUUAGUUUUUUAUAAUACUCAACAAUUUUUUAAACCUUAAAAUCACCCGAAAGUAAUUAUGGCUUUGUACGUUUCUGCAAACCACAGAUAUGUUACAUUUGCACGCUAUUAUGUAGGUGGAUACCUUUGAGCUUUAAGAAGAAGAUCUUUAUUAAACCCCAGGGGGAAAUUAAUUUUUUUGUUGUCAUAUACACACAGGUCCAAAAUACAUACACAAACACAAACAGAACCUAUACAUGUCAGGGUGAGGGGGCUGCCCAUGGGCGCUCUGAGCAGUUGAGGGCUUGGCGUCUUACUCAGUGGCACCUCGACAGUGCCCAGGAAAUGAACUGGCGACCCUCCAGUUCCCAACCCAAGUCCCUAUGGAUUGAGCUACUGCCGCCCCAUUUCAAGAACACUGUGGAUAACGUGUGGUUAGGUUCAGAGGGGGAAAAAAACGAAGAACAAAGGUCUUGUUUUGGCUUAAAAACCCAGUUUUGGUGGCACAAUCUCAGCUGGAAACACAGCAAUGACUCACUAAAAAACACCCAAUUUUGUAGUUUGUUGGUCUCACAGUGGUCUGCAGCUUGGCAAAUUCAGCUUGUGUACAUCUUCACUUCUGAAACGUGCAAAUGUAACGUAUUUCUUGGUUUGCAAUAUCAUACAAUACCAACAUUUUCUUGUGGCAACUGGUCUGCAAACAACUGCUGCACUGAAAUAUGCCAUGUGAAAAUUUCAGAGCCCUUCUGUGCAGAGUUUACAUGCUCUUCCUGUGUCAGCGUGGGUUUUCUCUGGGCGCUCCGGUUUGUCCCACAGUCCAAGGACAUGCAGGUUAAUUGGUGACUCAAAAUUGGCUUCAGGUGUGAAUGGUUGUCUGUCUCUAUGUGUCAGCCCUGUGAUAGUUUGACGACCUGUCCAGGGUGUACCCUGCCUCUCACCCAAUGUCAGCUAGGAUAGGCUCCAGCCCCCCACGACCCCCAACAGGAUAUGCAGCACGGAAAAUGAAUGAAUGAAUGAAACAUUUUAGAGAAUUUAAACCGUAUAAACUCAGACGAAUGGUUUUCAAAGUAAAAUACUGCAAUGCUAUAAAUUUUAAUUUCAACAUUAAGGAUUAACCAAUGGUUUCAUCUCACAGUUAGACAAUCAGCUACUCAUAAGAAUACAGAUUAUUAUGGCGAUAAUUUCCUUCCUCUGUGGUUGUGGGGCUGAAAAAUUCUGCACUCUACAAAGUUAAAGGGUCAAUCCGAGGCAUUUCUGGAGAAACACAGUACGCACUUUUCAACAACUUAAAGCAGUAUUAUUAUUUCCUAAAGAGCAACCUUGAUGCUUGUGACAGUGUUACAGCAGUGUGAGUGAACACCCUGUGUUUGGGACGGUCCUGCUGCCUGUGGAGGCUCAGUGUUACAUGUAUAUAUAUGACACGUAUAAGAUGCAGUAGUGGUGAGCUGUCACGUCAGCUGCUGUCCUCUGAGGACACCUGCUGGUUAGAUGUGGGACAGCAUGUAGAGACAGGAAGGCUUGAAUUUGACAAACAUCACAUCUCAGAUCAGGACAAAAAAGAGAGGGGAUGUGAUUGUGGAAAAAAAAAAAAAAGCCAACAGUGUGAUAAGAGAAAAAAUAAGUCCUAAUUUGCUGCUCUACACACAGAUUGUGUCUCAUACAAUCAGUGCUUUUACAUUUGAGACUUCUGAAUUGAAGAUUGUUCAAUAUUUUCACCAUCAUUUUAAUCUGCUGAUUAUUCACUGGAUUAAUGGUUAAUAGUUUUGUGUGUAAAAUGUCAGAAGAGAAAAAUGCCUGUUACAAUGUCCGAUUGUUUAAAAAAAAAAAAAAAAAAAAGUAUUGUUUUUGGGAUUUGUUCAUGUAUCAUUCAAAACCAUGGAAAAAAUUGUUUGUUUUUUACUGUUGGCAGUAUUUUCUGAUUUAUAGAAUGAUAAAAAAAAAAGAUAUUUUAAAAAAUCCCUCUGUAAAAACUUUGACUUUAGUAUGACAACAAAGUUAAACAAGAAUUUUGAACAUGGCUUUAUCCAUUGUUCAGAUUCCUACUCCGGAAAUGUAUCCAAAUUAGCUCAUAUUUAAUUAGAUGAUAUAUGAUUUGCAUAUUUAAACAUAAAAUUUCAGUAACCUGUGAUUAAUUGUGUUAUUGUAAGUAACCAACAGGGGAAGAUUUAUGGUUACCUGUUAGUUAAAAAUUGUACCCCAUUCACCUGCAGUGUCUCCUCUUAAAUUGAACAAAACUUCUCAUUAUUUGACAAGUUGGGGUCGGAAUCUGAGUUCAAUGCAAAAUCUCAAAUGUAAAAACGACUCUAACAUCAGAGGCACAAACUGGAGCUGAUGUUUUAACGAGCUUCAAGGCUCCAGUGAAAGAUAAAAUGUAGAAUGUGGUGCGCAGACAAAGAUUAGAGCUCUCGUUGUUUAUUGUGUGGUAUCUAGAUGAACUUUUAAGAUGACAAAUUGAAGGGGGAAGAGGAUAAAUAUCAUACAUAGCCACUCAGUCAGACAUGUCUUUGAAGAGAAAAGUCCGAUGGACACAAAAGAACCACUCUCCGAUGAAUAAAAAGGGGGGAAUGCAGUCGGUGAUCACCUGCCAAAAAGCAGCAAAGAAGAAAACUUGACGCAUGGUUUCAGUAGUCAACACAGUAGAGACAGUAGACUAGAGUAGAAACACACAACACGACAUUCCAUUUUCAUGUAAAGCGAGAAAACAACAGAUACAAAACACGACUAACUCCAGUGUGGAUCUGUGUAGUGUUAGUGAAGCACUGAGAUACUCAUCCACCCACGUCCUGUUUCUCUGUGCCUACAUUUCUCUUUUUAAACUGCUGUUUCACUUUGUUUCUGUGAUGCUUCUGAUCAGCCGGGGUUUCAAAUCAUCAACGACGCUGAGAGGAUGAAAUGUUGAGUCCGCCUUCCUGAGAGCUUCUCUGUGAAUCUUCAUCUUCUUUUAUUCAGUAACAGUAGCUACCUUUUUUUUUUUUUCUUUAAUUUGAUUUUGUGAAAAUAGUUUUAUCGGACAUAGUGGUGUUAUGAAUGUUUCUUACUGUCAACACAUCCCAUGAAAAGACCAAAACCAACAAUGUGUUUGUCUGUCUCGGAAUAUUUUCUGACUUCCUGUUUGUGGCUCUCAGCUCCGAGCCCAUUGGUUCCUACUUAAGAUGUAAAUCUCUAAAAACAUAAACAUAUAGUUUGAUCAGUAGUUUUCCUCUCUUUAAAUAAAAAAAAAAAAAACAGAGGAAAUAAUGGAUUUGUUGGGGACUAUUUUCAGCGGCGGAUUAAUCCACAUUUGGAUUCAAAAGUAAAAAUCAAUGACUGUACGUAAAGAUGGCCGACCACUUCCUCCCAGCCAAAAUAUUCUGGAUAUGGCUGCUACCAGUUGGCACUGGUGACGUCAUUUGGAGCCAGAGACUGCACAGUUAACGAUCUCCCGGGUAUCAAGUUCUCGCCGUCCAACCAGUCACAAGCAGCGCCAUUGAUUGUGAGCACUCCAUUGGCACACCAGCUGUCAAUUAUGACAUCACACCCUUUUUAAAAAAUGUAAUGACCAUUUAAAACCAAACCAAUCUGAAAAUUAAGCGCUUGAACAUCAGCGUAAUAAGAACUGUGUAAAACGACAGAAACCAUCUUCAGGAAGAAUUUAUUUGACGUGUACUUUGGUCAUUGAGGGUGCUUUCAGACCUAGAAUUGCUUUGGUCCGAAUCAGAGACUAAUGUUACAAAGUUGUAUAAUUACCUAGAGCUGGUUCAUGUUCUCACGGCAGCAUUUACAAGUGGACCAGAUCAAAUGCUUGCGCAAGACAGCUGCUCUUGAUUGGUCAGAAUUUCCAUGUGGGAAAAAUCCAGGAAGUAAACAAAACGAUGAAGAAGAGUACACUUGUAAGAUAAAAUGUCACAAUGGAGGGACAACUCCACAGGUUGAUUUUAGCACUGGUUAUCGUGUACUGUCAUGUUUCGUGUUGCUGUCAUUGCUGUCAAUCUUUACAUACAGUCUACGGUCAGAAAAACAGGGUGAUAAGAUAAAGAAAAUACACUCACUGUUGGUUUUUGUUAUUUCAGUGGGAUUUGUUGACGAUUAAAACAACCACUACAUUUAUCCUUUAAGGUCUGGUCCACAUAGACACAGGUACUUUUUAAACAUAGUUUUUUCUAAGGGUUUUGACCAUUCGUCCACAUGCACGCUGCCUCGUUGGUCGCUGAAAACAACCUUCAUCUAGUGUGAAGAUGUUCAGAAACUCAGUUUUCAGUGUUGAGUUUUUGGCUUGAGAUGUCAGGGGACGUGACCAAUAGCGCUGGCCAAGGCCAAGUAGCCUUACAGAAUUAGCUUCUGAUUGGCUAACAUUUUCUUUUUCUGGCUUCAGGGUUGCAGUUAUAUCCCUGCCUGUUGAUUUGACAUGUUCUUGACUGCGCUGUGUUUUUGCGUUUUCCGUUGGACAGUGCCUGUGGGGAUGGGGAUUUUUUUGGAGAACGAAGAAGAGAAAAACCGUGAUUUAAAAAUGCCUUUAUACAAGUGGACCAGGCCUACGUCUUGACCCAGGGCCUCAUUUGUGAUGUAAAAACGGGCAAAAUGUGGCCCAACUUGGCGAGCUUUGGAAAAAAAAGAGUAAAGUCAAAUUUACAUUUCUGUUUUACAAACAUCCUCCAUAGCUCCAUAAACAAUUAAUAUCCAUCUUCUCAUCUCACUCUCGGAAAAAUAAAGCAAAUAAAUUACCUAAAUGCUGAACUGUUUCUUUAAAAACACCAACGCAUCAGACAUAACCCUGUUAUUUCUUUUUUUUGCCUCCAUCAACCCAAAAGUAAUUUAUUUUUGUUAAAUUACAUGCUACAUUAAUGCCAUAAUUUCACAUUUGGUGGCUCAAUAAUCGUUUUGAAAGCUGAAAAAAUGCAGUAUUUUGGACAUAAUCUGUGUUUUUUUAACAGGUUAAAAGACCUAAAGUAUUCUGAAACUCGCUCAACAUGUAGUUUAAAAAUGCUAGAAAUAAACAUCUUAAACCUGUGCUUAUGAGAUAUUCAGUCUGUCGUGCAGGUCAUCUCAGUAUUUCAUCCUCACGUUGUUGACUACACUGACAUCUGUGGACACCAGCUCCAGGGUUUUACAGUGUCACUCAUUUUAUCCCCCUUUGACCUCCACUUUGGGACUAAGAAGUCGUUUACCUCCAUGUGUUGUGCAGUCGUUUCAUGUAGUAAUGUGGCAUCAUUUUCAGACUGUGACUACAGACAAAGACUCUGGAUCUGUAUGAACUCCUUCAGGCAGAUGUAGGUUAGAAUAUUCUCUGUUUAAUUUCUUUUCUUUUUUAAAAUCAGUAUUGUA